This is a messenger RNA of Phymastichus coffea, 1597 nucleotides long. RefSeq lists its product as uncharacterized. Gene Ontology annotation, biological process: proteasome-mediated ubiquitin-dependent protein catabolic process; multicellular organism development. The record is from RefSeq and is a predicted model, not a curated record. Bases 106 to 1062 code for a protein of 318 amino acids. The transcript is spliced from 5 exons. Gene Ontology annotation, molecular function: ubiquitin protein ligase activity; ubiquitin conjugating enzyme binding. Gene Ontology annotation, cellular component: cytoplasm. NCBI's taxonomy places the organism in Eukaryota, Metazoa, Arthropoda, Insecta, Hymenoptera, Eulophidae.
CCUCCUAUGAUGUUGAUUUUAAUCGUAUUUAUAAAAACGAUAUCAGAAGCUGUUGGGAACGCUCACUAACAUUGACACAAAAUUUAAUUUGAACUCGCAGAAAGAAUGGAUAGUCAGAUAGAUGGUCCACUUAUAGCUCUGCGAAAUAAAUAUGCUGAGGAUUUGGAAGACAUUCUUACAUGUCCAGUAUGUUUUGAAAGACUGACAAAAAAAAUUCCUGUUUGUACUCAAGGGCAUCAUAUCUGUGAACAAUGUUCACCUCGGAUGGCAUGCUGUCCUGUUUGCAAAGAAAACUUCAAUGGCACAAGAAAUUUCUUAGCUGAAUCUUUGAUUAUAAAAUUUGAUGAGAUCAAGGAUUCACUAAUUGAUCCUCAGCAUUCACUUAAUCGUAAAGUGUUGGAGGGUAGAGUAUCAGUUAGUACGCAAACUGAGAAUUUGUUUAAAAAUGAUGGCAUUAACAAUAACAAUGUUUUGAUUACUAACUGCAGCAAUAUAGCAAUAAAUAAUUGGUUAAAAGGACCUGUUGUUGGAAAAGGAAAGUAUCCUUGCAGAAUUGGGGACUGCACCGAAGAAUUGCCACAUGGUAGAAUGAUACCACACUUACGGUAUUAUCAUAAAGAAAAUAUUGUUGAGGAAAAAAUGGUUACUAAUGCUAUGUAUGAAUAUAAAUGGGAAAUUCAGUAUGAAUUUGGCAUGAAAAAUGAUAAAGUAAUCAGUAUUCCUAAUAUGGGAUUGUUUUUCUGGAAUGUUACUAUUGAUAUAGAAGGAAACUUGCGUGGAAGCUUACAGAUAGCUAAUACAACAUUGGUAUCACAACAGUUCACCUAUGAAAUGACAAUAAUUCAUUCACAUAGUUCUGUAAGCUACAAAGGAAACGUUUUAUCAUGUCGUUCACCACAAACCAAACUUGUUGAUAAAUCUUUGUUUAUUAUCAAUUCAUUUAUGAAAACUAUGUUGAAAAGAAGGAAAGCAUUUACAUGCACUAUAGUUAUAACUCAUCAUCCAGAAUCUAGCAACAUACUAAAAAGAGAAAAUAAUGAAAUCAGUUUGUCUUCAAUAUAAAUGUCAAGUGGCAUUUUAGUUUUUCAAAUUUCAUUCAAUGAUAAAGCCUAAUAUGUAAGUUUUAUCUUUCAUUAUUCUACGAAUUAGAAUUAUUAUUUUAUAUUACAAUUUUCAGCAAUUGAAAUUUUGAUUGGUGUAGCUUAUGAUCUCUUUACGGGUAUGUAUGUGUCCCGUACACGUGUGUGUGUGUAUACAUACAGACAUACACAUACAUGAAAACAUACACGUUUUUUUUUCAUACUCUACAUAUUUCCAAAGAGACCUUAAUCAAUUCAUGAUAUCAAUUAGAAUCAUUGUUCUUUUUCUUAUAAAGGCUUCAAGAACAAGAAUGUAAAUAUAUAUUUUUAUUAACAUUUUACAAAUUAAACUUUCAGUUUGAUAGUGACAUGUGGUAGUUACUUUUAGUUUAUCUCAUUGCAUAAAUAAAUAUUGCUAUUUUAAUACCCAAUAAAAAAAUACAUAAGUGUAAGUUGUUGAUUAUUAUUAAAAUAUUGCUAAGUUUGAAUAAGAAUUUGUAAAUGUCUUUUUCCUACUA